AUGCUAUCCCUCCCCCUAGGCCGCCGCCACCUCCUCCGCCUCUGCGCUCGCCGGAACCCUACCUUCCUGCGCCUCACCAUCGCCGCCACCGCCGCCGCCCUCUCCACCGCCCCUACCGUCGCCUCCGCCGCCGCCGCCACUCCCAUCUCCGACCGCCUACGCGUCCUCCGCUCCCUCCACGCCGUCGCCCCUGACCACCUCCUCUCCCACCCGCUCCCCUCCUCCGCGCACGUUUGCCUUGCCGCCCACCUCGCUGCCCGCGCCCGCCUCUUCGCGCACUCCCGCCGUCUCCUCUCCCGCCUGCUUGGUGCUGGCCACCGGCCCCACCUCGCCGCCUCCCUCGUCGACCUCCUCCACCGCGCGGCCCUCUCGCUGGGGCCCCGCCGCAGCGCGCUACCGUCCGUCGUCGACACCCUCCUCUCCCUGCUCGCCGACCACGGCCUCCUCGACGACGCCGUCCGCGCCCUUGCCCGCCUGCGGCAGCUGCGGGUGCCCCCGAACACCCGUACCUGCAACCACAUUCUCCUGCGCCUCGCCCGCAGCCGCCAAGGCGGGCUCGUCAGGCGGCUCUUCGACCAGCUGCCCGCGCCCAACGUGUUCACGUUCAAUAUCGUGAUUGAUUUUCUGUGCAAGGAGGGAGAGCUUGUGGAAGCGAGGGCACUGUUCCUGAGGAUGAAGGCGAUGGGCUGCUCACCGGACGUUGUCACUUACAAUUCUUUGAUUGACGGGUACGGCAAGUGUGGGGUGCUGGAGGAGGUGGAGCGGUUGGUCUCAGAGAUGAGGAAGUCUGGAUGUGCAGCUGAUGUUGUGACGUACAAUGCAUUGAUCAAUUGCUUUUCCAAAUUCGGGAGGAUGGAGAAGGCUUACAGCUACUUUGGGGAGAUGAAGAGGCAGGGAGUGAUGGCAAAUGUGGUUACAUUUAGCACUUUUGUUGAUGCAUUUUGCAAAGAAGGGUUGGUCCGGGAGGCAAUGAAGCUGUUUGCACAGAUGAGGGUGAGGGGGAUGAUGCCAAAUGAGUUCACUUAUACUUCAUUGGUCGAUGGCACUUGCAAGGCAGGGAGGCUAGGUGACGCCAUUGUAUUGCUUGAUGAAAUGGUGCAUCAGGGGUUGGUGCCAAAUGAGGUGACAUACACUGUUAUGGUCGAUGGCCUUUGCAAAGAGGGUAAGGUUGCUGAAGCAGAUAAUGUUUUGAGUCUGAUGGAGAGAGCUGGUGUUAAAGCCAACGAGUUACUCUACACUACGCUGAUCCAUGGGCACUUCAUGAAUAAGAACAGUGAGAGGGCUCUGGAUUUGUUGAAUGAGAUGAAGAAUAAAGGAAUGGAACUGGAUGUCUCUCUCUAUGGCACUCUCAUUUGGGGUCUCUGUAAAGUUCAAAAGGUGGAUGAAGCUAAGAGCCUCUUACAUAAAAUGGAUGGCUGUGGUUUGAGACCUAAUAAUGUCAUUUAUACGACAAUAAUGGAUGCCUUCUUUAAAGCUGGAAAAGAGUCAGAGGCCGUUGCCUUAUUCCACAAAAUUCUGGAUUCUGGGUUCCAACCUAAUGUUGUUACUUAUUGUGCAUUAAUUGAUGGAUUGUGCAAAGCAGGAUCAAUCUCCGAGGCCAUCUCCCAUUUUAAUAAAAUGAGAGAGUUAGGCCUGGAUCCAAAUGUACAAGCUUACACCGCCUUAAUUGAUGGUUUUUGCAAGAUUGGUUCCUUGAAUAAGGCUGUGCACUUGAUGAAUGAAAUGGUUGACAAGGGUAUGUCUCUUGACAAAGUUGUGUACACAUCUCUUAUUGAUGGGUACAUGAAGCAGGGAAAUCUCCAGGAUGCCUUUGCACUCAAGGCCAAGAUGAUUGAAAGUGGUUUGCAACUUGAUCUCUAUUGCUACACUUGUUUUAUCUCGGGCUUCUGUAAUAUGAAUAUGAUGCAAGAAGCUAGAGGAGUUCUUUCAGAAAUGAUUGGGGCUGGCAUUAUUCCUGAUAAGACGGUUUACAACUGUCUGAUAAGAAAAUACCAGAAAUUGGGAAACAUGGAGGAAACCUCAAGUCUUCAGAAUGAAAUGGAAAGUGGUUUAAGCUUUUGCACAGAAGAUGAUACUGCUUCUGGUUCUGGUUGUGAAACCUGA
Miscanthus lutarioriparius is the source of this 2103-nucleotide messenger RNA. The record is from the annotation of a GenBank genome assembly. NCBI's taxonomy places the organism in Eukaryota, Viridiplantae, Streptophyta, Magnoliopsida, Poales, Poaceae.